Messenger RNA from Paramormyrops kingsleyae, 3680 nucleotides. Its product is annotated as secreted frizzled-related protein 1-like. Lineage: Eukaryota; Metazoa; Chordata; Actinopteri; Osteoglossiformes; Mormyridae. The record is from RefSeq and is a predicted model, not a curated record. Gene Ontology annotation, molecular function: Wnt-protein binding. Gene Ontology annotation, biological process: canonical Wnt signaling pathway; non-canonical Wnt signaling pathway.
CUUCUCCACGAGUCCGCGGGACCCAAAACAUCACUUUAUUGCGCAGUUCAUUUUUAAAAACGAAAUGUACAUUAAUCCAUAUGCCACCACGUCCAUAUUUAUGAUCUAGAUAAACUACAUCAUUUGCAAAUGAUGGAAAUAAUAAAGUGCACGCCAGCCCAUUCUCCUUCCCAGUGGUUCCUGGUUAUUUAACUUCUCAAUCUGCAUUCCAGCUCAUACAAAUCAUACACUCUUCAAAGUCGAGGGACUCCUAAUAGGGAGGAGAUCCAGAUCCUCGGCUCGGAGGUGUUUCCUUAAUUUGAAUAUCAACGUCGUGAUUAAAGAAACGAAGGAAAAGAUAUUCACGUCUGUUUUGAAAGUUUGGAUGUAAGGAGAACCUGCAACGGUGAGAAUCACGGUUUGAUCAGGAGCAAAUGGAGUGCUCUUCGCUUCUCCUCCGGAGACCGGCUGUUCUGAUUCAGGUCCUCGUUCUAACACUGGGCAUAACAUGCACCCAGACCUCCGAGGAGGAAUUCAUUACAUGGAAGUCAUAUAAUCCCCCCACCUAUGGGAAGAAGCCUCAAUGCAUUGACAUCCCCAGUGACCUGAAGCUAUGCCACAAUGUGGGCUACAAUCAGAUGCUGCUGCCCAACUUGCUGGAACAUGAGACUCUGGCGGAGGUCAAGCAGCAGGCCGGCAGCUGGGUACCUUUGGUGCACAAGGGCUGCCAUCCUGGCACGCAGGUCUUCCUGUGCUCGCUGUUUGCGCCCGUGUGCUUGGAUCACUCCGUCAUGCCCUGCCGCUGGCUCUGCGAGGCUGUUCGUGACAGCUGCACCCCUAUCAUGGAGGCGUUUGGCUUCCCCUGGCCCGAGAUGCUCUCCUGCAGCCAGUUCCCCAAAGACGAAGAAAUGUGCAUCGCCAUGAGCCGCGCCAACGCCACGGAUACCUCUGGAUCUGCAGCCACAGAGCCUGUCUGUCCACCAUGUGACAAUCAGUUGAAAAUGGACAUCAUCCUGGAGCACGUGUGCGCUAGUGAGUUCGCCAUCAAGACUAAAGUUAAGGAAGUGAAACUGGAAAACUCAGAUCGCAAAGUCAUCCUGCAUAAGAAGAAGAAGGUAUUGAAGCUAGGAAGCUUGAACAGAAAAGACCUGAAGAACCUGGUGCUCUACCUGAAGAACGGGGCUGACUGCCCCUGCCAGCAGCUGGACCACCUGACCAACAACUACCUGAUCAUGGGCCGCAAAGUGGACAAGAAGUACCUUCUGACGAGCAUCCAAAAGUGGGAGAAGUCAAGCAAGGAGCUGAAGAAGGCAAUGAAGAGGCUGAAUACCCACAAGUGCCCAGUUUUCGAGACAGUCUUCAAAUGAUCAGCUGUUCUGCCAUCUUUCGAAAGAACUUGCACAACCUAAAACAUUCUUCUUAUGCUUCUUAUGUUUAAAGUAUAUAUAAUUAUAUAAAUAUUCAGAUUUUACUCUUGUAGCAGAUUGUACCUUUACUGUGUAUUCUUGUAAGUCUGUUGACCUUUCCUUGAUUGAUUGUAUCAUACCAUGUAACUUGGCAGAGAUGUGACUGCGUCCCACAUCCAGUGGUGAUGUGAUGGUGCCAGACGAGGCCGAGCAGCCCUACCUCCUGCCUCCAGCGUUUUCAGUCAGACCAGUGUUGGACAUUAUUGCUAACGUUAAAGCAAACUUGACUCUCGUAAGGACUCCUCACUUGAUGGGCACCUUUUCGUUUCCUGUCAGUGUUUCUUACCUGUCAGUUCUUUAUGUAUUAACAAUACUUACAGAAGGUUUGUAGUUAUACAGAUAGUAUUCUUGCUGUCUAGUAGCAGGCUGUUUAAUUAAUGAGUUGAAAAGGAGCAACUUUGUGUCUUCUGUUUUGUGGUUUGUCUAGACAUCAGCUCUGGAGGGAUCAGUUAGGCUUGCUUGGUUCGUUUCCAGUCACAUCUGUUGCAUUAGUGGGGCCUUGGUAAGGGUGUACAGUAAUUGGCAGAAAAUGUUUUUAUUGUCAUUGUUUUUCACUUGUGCUGUCCUUAAAUAACAUCAGGAUUAUAUGAAUCAUGUGACAUGAGACACUAUUCACACAAUAGACAACUAUAUAUAACAGUAUAGGAAUACAGCCUGGCUAGUGGAUGUUUCGCCACUUUAAUACAUGCUUCACUAACACUUGUUUGUUCUUAUUGUUUUUGUUUCUUUUCUGUGAUUCACUGUGACUUGAUUUUCUUGCUUAAGGGGCUUGAUGCAUAAAAUUAGUGCUGCACUACCAUUUUAUUUGAAUCUUCUGGAGGGGUUAGCUUUCAUUUUUUUUCUGCCUGUCUGUUUGUGUUUUCCAUGUUUGUUAUAAAGUACCUGGCAAUACUGUGAAACACUGUUAAAACUUUUUUUUUUCCCUGAAAACUGAUUGUUUAUUGCCAAAUCUUUAUUCCAGUUGUUUCCAAAAAGUCAUUAUCCUAUUGGAAAUAGUGACUUGGCAGGAAUGCUGUUUUUCGCUUAUGCAUGAAAUGGUUUGACGGUAACCAUUGUCGGUGUUCAUUAAGCAGAAACAAACUAGUUAACCAAAGGUAACCAGGAAAAAACUUGUGGUAUCGUCAGGGUCAGCUACACUUUUGGCUCUGCUGGGAAUUGUGACUAUGGGCAAAUAGUAGUUUCAGGAGAAAUUGAUGCCCCACAAGUUUAUGACACAAUUCUGGCAACUCUAUAGUGAUGCCCUGGGGAAUGGAAAGGGCCACCCAAGUUAAGACUUAUCCUGUGCCUUUAUCCGGUAGUUGCUGAGGUCAGGGUAGCACUGAAUAGCAUAUCUUUUCUUCCAUCUUCAACCAAGAAAAGCUGCCAGGUGAACUUUCACAUCAACAGCCUGUGACCAUGAGGAGUUAAUUGGUGAUGGGGUCAGUGUCAGUGACCUCACAGUCUGCCUCUGUACUCACAGAGGGUUUAAUGCAAAGACUGUGAAGGCUUUCAGAGCGGCAGUCACACACAGACUUUUACAGUGGGUAAAGGAAUUUUCGUAAAAACCCUGAAAAAAAAAUCACCUUUGUUCAUGAUUAAAGCCCAAACUGAAUUUAGUUGCUGACCAUUGGCUACCAAAAUGCAGUGAAUGUUAGUGACUCCCGUCUGGUCAACUGUGCAGUGAGUAUCAUAAUCUGGUCUUAAUUUGGUUUAUAACUGAAUUGGUAAGAGAAACACAUGGUAAUAAAAAAUAUGCUUUGUAAUGCAUUCCCAUUAAGAGUGUAUUGUUGAAUAGGGUCAAGUUCACAAACUGAUGGUGAUCAGGACUUUGGGGUUUAUAUGGUGGGGGUGUCCCUGUUAAACUGAGGAUACACUUUAUUUAGGCCUGCAGCAUUAUGCAAACACCCUGUGGGUCUACCCUGAAUGGCAAUGGGGCCUGUUACUGUCUUUGUUGCUGACUGUUGGAUUGUACAUGAAAAGUUUAACAAUUAUAAAAAUGUUGAAAAUCAUGGAAUAACUGUGUGGGCCUUUCCCCAUGAAUUCAGUCUUCCAUGAGCAGUUAUUGUAUGACAAUAACAAAGAGUUUUUCUUUAUUCCUCAGAUUUAGCUCUUUGGGGGCUUGUUAACUGCAAUCUGCCUGGUUAUGUUUAGCUGUUAGGUACAAUAACAGCAUCAAUACCCACCACGUAUCAUUCUGUCCUUAUCUCAUAUACCAUUGUUUGAAUGUAAAUUAAAAUAAAUAAUUCACAAAACAAA